Pantherophis guttatus is the source of this 2961-nucleotide messenger RNA. RefSeq names its product telomere maintenance 2 (gene TELO2). NCBI's taxonomy places the organism in Eukaryota, Metazoa, Chordata, Lepidosauria, Squamata, Colubridae. The record is from RefSeq and is a predicted model, not a curated record. Gene Ontology annotation, biological process: 'de novo' cotranslational protein folding. Gene Ontology annotation, molecular function: telomeric repeat DNA binding; Hsp90 protein binding. Gene Ontology annotation, cellular component: cytosol.
AACCGCCCCAAGUCUCUACGAAGUUGGCACAGAGAGGAGAAGUCCUAGAGCGCCCUUUGUUUUCUUCCGGAGCGAACUCGGGUCGGCGUCGUUUAAGAGGGCUAAAAAGCAGCCAGGAGAAAUGGAUCCUAAAUUGCACGAUGAUGUUCGUCUGACAGUUAAAGAAGCAAUUAGCACCCUAUAUUCUUCCAGAGAUAGUGCCCAGAUCCAGAAGACUCUGUGGACAAUCAGGAGGUAUCUUGAUCAAUCUGAAAAUCCACCCUCCGUAAAACAGAAGGAAGAAUUUAUCCGCAGUCAUUUUACUGCCUUUGUUCAGGGUCUGCUCAGCAACCUGAGUCCUGAUUGGCCAGAGCAGUUUCCAUCAGAGGAAGCCAAAGAACUGUGGGCUAGCUUCUUCAUUGAUGGACCAGCAGAUCAAUCUUUUAUGGUUCUACUAGAUGCUAUAAUUUCUGCAGAGCCGAGUUUUCGUCUGAAUAAAGCAGUCAAUACCCUAGAGCAAUUCUUGCAGCAGUCCAGACUCUCUGCUUUAAUAUGGGAAAUCUGCAAGCAACAUACAGAAACCGGUUCCCUUGUUCUGCGCGAAACGAUUCUCAACAAAGUUGUAUGUUUACCUGAUCACUUAGGGAACAAACUCCAGGGAGGCAAUCGACCAGUCUUCUACCCUCAAAAUUAUUUCCCGUUGCUUGGCAUGGAAAUUGUCCAGGUGAUGGAAAGAAUUUCUGGCUCGCUACGAGAUGGCUUGGAUUGUUCCAUCUCCUUUGUAUCUCAGGUGUUAGGAAAGGUCUGUGUGCAUGGAAGACAAAAAGAAAUCUUAAACGUGUUGGUGCCUCACCUGACCAGUCGCACUCAGUCUGAUUGUAUCUGGCAGAGAAUCUGUUGGCGACUGUUUGAGAGCGUGCCCGAUCGCUGGAUGGAAGCAGUGGUCUGUGGCUUAGUCCAGGCAGUCCCAGGGCCCGCUGUGUUGUCGCGAUUGCUGGGGAAUUUGGUGGUCAAAAACAAGAAGGCCCAGUUUGUGAUCACACAAAAAUUGUUGCUGCUUCAGUACAGCUUUCCGACCAAGGUGCUGCAGACUCUCCUUGGCUACCUUGCCCUGGACACCACCCGCCGUUCCUUACUGACCAAAAUUCUGAGAGAGCUGCUGGAGACCUGGAGUAGCAGCAGUGCCGUGAAACACUCCUCAGCCGAGCAGCAGCUGUACAUCAGCAAGGCCAUCCUUCUUUGUCUGUCUCACCUGGAAGAAGAAGACAUCUCAACCAGCCGACAAGAACUCCUUACCAUCCUGAUGGAGGGAAUGAAAUGCCACCUGGACAGUAAUUUGCCCCGGAUCCGUCGGAUGGGCAUGGUCGUAGCAGAAGGUGUCAGCUCCAAGAUAACGCCGGAAGGGCCCGCCUUGGUGUUUCAGUAUGAAGAAGACGAUGAGAUCAAAGAACUGAAAUCCUUGCUAACCCAAAGACUGGAAGAGACGUCAGAUCCUGAACCCCCAGAUCCUGGGGACAGCACAGCCAACGUGACCUCCAGCGCGGUUCCACCUUCCAGUGUGACCCCACCAGACUUGGAUGCCUCUGAAGACCCCGAAAAGGGAGAUGAUUCAGAGCUCGAUAGCGAUGAUGACCUCGUCCCUUACGACAUGUCGCAGGAUAAAGAGCUGAAGAAAACCAGAGCUCCCAGCUACAUCAGGGACUGUUUUGAAAUUCUGACAGGAUCGGAAGAUGCCGAAAAAUACGAAGCUGCUUUGGGCGUCCUGGAAACUCUGAUCCGGAGGGACACAGCCACCGCUCAAGAGAUGAGCGUGGAACUGGCAAAAGUUUUGCUCCACUUGGAAGAGAAGAGCUACAUUGAAGGGUUCACGGGACUUCGGCAAGGUGCCUUGGUGGCUCUUACUAUCGCAGACCCCAUCCGGGUGGCCAAAUAUCUAACUUCAGAAUUCUACUCCCUGAAUUACAGUCUGCGUCAACGGAUGGACAUACUGGAUGUGUUGGCCGUGUCUGCCCAAGAAUUGUCUCGGCCAGCUUCGUCUCCCUCAAAACCAAAUGCCAGUCAACCCAGUAUCCAAAUCAUCUCUCAUACCUCUUCUUCUCCAGACUGGAAGAAAGUGGUAGAUGAGAGGAUCAGAAGCAAGACCCGAAGGUUUGCAAAGGGCCCGUCCCAAGCAGAACCUUUGGGCACUCCUAACCAGUUUGCUCCAAUUGCUGGCCAUUUCUUCUUCCCACUUCUUCGGAACUUUGACAGGCCUUUGACCACUUUUGACCUGUUGGGGGACGAUCACCUGGUCCUAGGACGACUGGUACACACGUUGGCGAUUCUCAUGUACUUUGCUGUCCAUGCUGCGGUAACACCUGCAAUGGGAAAGGCAUUGCUGGAGUUUGUCUGGGCUCUGCGUUUCCACACCGACACAUAUGUGCGGCAUGGUCUUCUGUCUUCAGUCUCCUCCAUACUCCUCAGUGUACCUGCUGAGUACCUUCUGGACGACAUGACGGAGGAAGUUCUAGAGACUCAAGCUUGGCUGGCAGAUGUCGCGGAGAAGGACCCAGAUGGCGAUUGCAGACAUUUAGCGCUGCAGAAUCUGCUACUGAUGGAAAACCUGAAAAAAAAGCUUGAAGGAGCUCCCUAAAAAGCUGAUGGAUGCAAAUGUCCCCAGGUUUUUAGGAGAACGGGACAAAGGGCCUCGAGCUGGAAAGGCAGAGACAUCUGGGCUUAGCGUGGCACUUACAACUGACGGAUGCUGUUACUAACCGACAUGUAAAUUUAGUCCUAGUUAUUUAUGGUCUUGGCCAAAUUUACUGAAAGUCAAAAGCAAAGUUUUAGAACUGCCGAACAUUUUCACAGAGGAAAACAAAACACGUUUGCUUCCGAGUAGGAAUUGAUGAUGCCUGCCUUGGGUGUUGACGUAGCGGGAGCUGGACAGUGUAUUUCCCAAGCCAAAAAAAGGGGAAAAGUUUAUUAAAAGCCAUUCUGAGCUGG